This is a messenger RNA of Aphis gossypii (cotton aphid), 3080 nucleotides long. RefSeq lists its product as uncharacterized. The transcript has a single exon. The coding region runs from base 1728 to 2210 and encodes 160 amino acids. The record is from RefSeq and is a predicted model, not a curated record. NCBI's taxonomy places the organism in Eukaryota, Metazoa, Arthropoda, Insecta, Hemiptera, Aphididae.
GUGAACAUUUAAAGUUCAUAGUAAACAAACAUUUAAAAAAUACUUUUUAUUACUUUAUACAGAUGGUCAGUGUUUUUAUUUAUGUUUAAAUAUUAAGGUUAUAUUAUUUAAUGUAUAUAAUUUUAACAAUUCAUAAUAAUAUUGUGAACAAUGGAUUAAAGUAAAAGGUUACCUAUCAAAUUUAUAAUAUAAUACAUGAAACAAGGUACUAAAACCUUUUUCUUAACCCUCAAUAACUAAACACUCUUUUAAGUUUAAAUAAUUUAAUUAUUAUAAUCAUUUAGGUAGGUAGGUAGGUGGGUUAGGUGUCUUACAAAACCAAGAUCUGUUCUUUAGCUUACAUUAUUAUAUUAUUACUAUUACAUAUUAUGUAUUAAAUUAAAUAGUAAAUUACAUUAUAAUUCAUACAUGGAUAACUUGUUGGAUAUCACUGUGUAUCAUGGGACUAAAUAAAGGUGUUAUUAGUAAGUAUGUACUAUGCAUGAAUCCAAGAUGAAUUAAAUAUUAAUUGUUGUAUAAUAUUAAUACUUUUUUGUGUACCACAUACUGAGAGUUGGUAGGUACGCUAUAGGAUCUAGAAUUUCAAAAUAAGAGGUUAAUAAUAAUAUUUGCUUCCUAAAACACUAAGUACCUAGUAUAAUUUUACUACUCAGUACUAUACAUAUUAUUACACAAAUAUAAAUUAUUAUUAUUGUGUAAAAUGACCAAGUGCAGCUAAAAAAGUAAAAUGUAUCAUAUUAUAUAUUAUAUUAUUAUAUAUUAUUGAUAAUAGUUUUGUUAUCAAAAUAUCAGAGGCGAAAGGCGCGGUAAAAAAAAAAUUUUGAACUGGCCAAUGAAAUUGUUUUAUUUUAUACCUAGUGCCGAGACCAUGUACACUUUGGUAAUAUGCCGACCGGCCGGCCAGCUGUGGAACCAUUAUCAGUGUUUUCGUAUUUAUUUGGUUAUGUUCAAAACUUUAAGUUGUUUCGGUUCGUCAUGGUUUAGUGUCACAAAGUUCUUAGUUUUUCCAUUGUUUAUUGUUUAAUGUGAAAAUCUGUGAAAGACCGUUUAUUGAAUUUUUUCGUGUGUUCGUCCGUUACAUGUGAAAGUCAGUCACUUCGUUUUCUCAAACUGUUUAGUCAGCAUCAUCAUUUUAUAUUGUCAUCAUCUUCAUGUGCUGUUUUUAGUCGUCCCAAACCAUGUUGUUGUGAAUUUGUGAUUUAUCGUCUGGUAAUUAUCGUUCAUUGCAAUUUUAUUGCCACCAUUAAUUUGUUAUCCCCAGUUUAGGGUGGUCAAAAUUACCAGCGAUUUAUGUAGUGAUUCAACGUGUAUUGGUGUACCUCGUUGCUCGUGGGGACAGUAGUGUAUACUAGAGAUUCUGUCCCGGCUCCUUUCAGUGUUAACUUUAAAUAUGGCGUCAAAUAAACAUUGCUUAAAAACAAUCAAUACAAAUGUGAUUUUUAAAUAAUCUUAUCGUGUCCGAUUUUCUAUGAACUAUCUAACCUACACGUAAGUCGUACACGUUAGUUGACUAUAAUAUACGCGAUGGCCAGCUAAAUCAUGCACAGAUACGCUUUAAAUUGCAACUUUUUAUACUAUAUUUUUAUAGAUAAUCGUUGUCGUCAUUGUCAUUCGCGGUAUACUGCCAAAGUGAAUGUCUCUCGCCGAGCGAACUGUGACUAUUUGUACAGCCGACGACGGUUUAUCAGCGGAGCCCACUUUAAAAUUCUCCGCCAAUUGUGUACACGAUGCCGUUCAGCCUGGCGAAGAUCGCGUACCAAAUGUGCAGCCCCGAAGACCGGUCUUGGUACCACGCUAUACCGGGUCACAAGUUGACGGUCGACAUACAGAACUGUUGCAAUCAUCUGAUUUCGCGUAGCUACCAGAUGGAGAACUGCCAGUCGUUGCUACCGGACGUGUGCACCUCGGCCGCCAUGUACGGACACCUCGACUGUCUACGGCAGGCGCACCUCAGGGGUUUGCCGCGGGACCGUCACACCACCGACGCGGCCGUCAACGAUGGCAACGUGGAAUACUUGCGUUACGUGCACGAGAACGGGUGCGAGGCAGAACGCUUAGAGGUGGCGUUGAUGUCAACCAUCACCAGCGAAAUGGCCGAGCUCGAAUACUCGUUGCUAAACGAUUUCAAUUUACCGAUCGACAUCUUCACUGUUAUCGACCGUCGCCAUAACGUCGAAGUGUUGGAGAUCCUGCGCCGGCAUGGCUGCUAGUGGGACGAUACAGCGCCCUCGGAGGCCGCGUUCUACAACCAGUUGGAAUACUUGGAAACUUGCAUCACCACGGUUGCCUUUAGGACGAAACAAUGCCGCUAAGAAGGGACACUUCGAAAUCCUCAAAUAUGCUCACCAUAUUCAGCCCGUGGGAUGAAACGACGACCACCGCGGCCUCCCAUUCCUUACACUACAAAUGCCUUGUAUAUACUAUUCGAAACGGAUAUCCGUUCGAUCCCAACCUCGUCAUAUUGAUUUUACCGUCUCUCCUAGGUUAGGGGAUUUUGGUCUAGAGCAGUGGCGGAUCUAGGAUUUUGUUUUUUUUUUUGGAGGGGGGGGGGCACAAUAUUUUUAUAAAAAUUAUAUUAGUAUAAUGGUAUUUUAAAAUCUAUCAUUAUAUGGACAUGGGGGGAGUAGGUCCCUCUGGCCCCCUAAUUAAAUCCGCCACUGGUUUAGAGUCUGUGUAAGUUUGCCCAUGUAAGUUACCUUUAAAUGUUUUUUAACAAAAGUGAACAGAUAUAAAGGUUUGACUUGACAAACAAUAUUUACAAGAAACUUUUUACGUUGUUUAUCUUUAGGUGGAAUUUUAUUAACUUUAAAGUUGUCAUUUAUAUAUUUUUAAAUUUAUUGUUGUUAAAAUUGUUAUAAUUUUAAGUUCAAAUAAAAAGAAAUGUAUUAUAAUAUUAAUAAUAUAUUAUACUUAAUUAAUAUUUUAUUAAUUUUUUUUUGUAAUAACUUUUAAUAAUUAUUUUGUUGAAAUCAGACACGUAUACAAGGGGGGUCAACCCCCCCUCCCCACCCGAAAAUUAAUAGUUGUGUAGUUUAUUUAUAUCAUCAUUAAUCAAUAAAUAUUGAUAGUUGCAAAUUUUU